GGUCGAAUUCCAGGAACCGGAAGUGCCGACCUGUUGUAGUAAGGGCUUAAUGGCUAAGUACUACAAUAUCUCUUCACCGACACGUCAGUUUGUUUGUGUUGUAGCUGCUCGUCGUCAAACGUAGCUGUUUACAAGCAUGACGAAGUAGCCGGCUAACUAUUUAAACACAAUUUGUGUUGCAAUUUGAGCUAUUUUAUACGUGUUUGUAGGACUAAUGUCACAGCACCCAGUUAGCUAAACGUCAUUCCUGCUAGUGCUGGACUCGUUAGCAUCUUUUGACGGCUACUACGGUCGAUGGCACACAGGAGUAGCUUUAAAUAACAUUACUAAUUGAGAGGAGGUUGUUUAUUUAAAGCAACAUCUCGUGGCUGAAUGUGUGGCAGCAGUGGAGACGGGAGCAACAGCUAGCAGCUUGGGAGCUAGUCACCGCACCAGCAAUGGCUUCUUUAAAAGGAGGUUUAAACAUUGCGAGAGCCUUUUAUAUCUGCACACUUCUGCUAGUGGUUGUGACCAGUGGAGUAACGGCUGAUGAGGAGCAAAACGGGAAUGAAAGCCCAGAGCUAAAGCCCUACCAUGAUCCAGAAUCGGAGGAGGAUGACGCUCACUUGGCCUCAAGAAUUGCAGCAAGUGCAUCUAUCACCUCUGUGUCUGUGACAGAAGACGGAGAAAAAGAGGAAAGCAAGCAGCCAGGUGGAGAUGGUGUGAAGGUAGAGGAGAAGGAAGACCUGCCGGAACAGCGUGUCUCUUUGGACAGACCUAAAGAAGUUCCUGUGGUGAACGGCGGUACAGCCAAUGGAGAAACCUGCAUGUUCCCCUUCGUCUUCCAAGGCAAAGAGUACGCCGACUGCACCACCAACGGCCGAGGGGACGGUCGACUGUGGUGUUCCACCACCUACGACUACGACCAGGACAAGAAGUGGGGGUUCUGUGAGACUGAGGAGCAGGCACAGCAGAGACUGCAGGCGGAGGAAGCUGAAGAUCAGUACCAGACGGUCUUGCGAAUGCUCAACACCACCACCAAGCGGAGCUGGAAGAAGGAUCUGUACGACAAGCUGCUGAAAGUGGCGGACAAAGGUCACCAGAAGGCCAUGGAGAAGGUGGCGUACGCCAUGCUCUUUGGAGACUACAUGAGCCAGAACAUCAGCAGAGCCAGGGAGAUGUUUGACAAGCUGGCCACCGAGGGUUCCCCCAAAGCGCAGAUGGCGCUUGGAUUUCUGUAUGCUGCAGGACUUGGCGUUAACUCCAGUCAGGCAAAGGCCCUGGUUUACUACACCUUUGGGGCCCUGGGAGGAAAUCUGAUUGCGCAUAUGAUUCUGGGCUACAGAUACUGGGGGGGAGUGGGUGUUCCUCAGAGCUGUGAGUCUGCGCUCACACACUACAGGCUGGUGGCCAAUCAGGUGGCCAGUGACGUGUCCUUGACGGGAGGCACAGCCGUGCAGAAGAUUAGGCUUCUCGACGAGCUGGAGAACCCGGGAUCCGCGAGUGGAAUGCUGGAGGAGGAUCUGAUCCAGUACUACCAGUUUCUGGCUGAGAAGGGGGAUGUGCAGGCUCAGGUGGGACUAGGUCAGCUUCACCUGCACGGAGGACGUGGCGUGGAACAAAACCACCAGAGGGCGUAUGACUACUUCAACCAGGCUGCAAAUGCAGGAAAUACACACGCUAUGGCUUUCCUCGGCAAGAUGUACUCUGAAGGCAGCGAGUUUCUGCCUCAGAACAAUGAGACAGCCCUGCAGUACUUUAAGAAGGCUUCAGACUUGGGAAACCCAGUGGGACAGAGCGGCCUGGGCAUGGCCUACUUGUACGGAAGAGGCGUCUCAGUGAACUACGAGCUGGCCCUGAAAUACUUCCAGAAGGCGGCAGAGCAGGGCUGGGUGGACGGACAGCUGCAGCUGGGCACCAUGUACUACAAUGGCAUCGGCGUAAAGCGCGACUACAAGCAGGCUCUGAAGUUCUUCAACCUGGCCUCGCAGGCGGGCCACAUCCUGGCCUUCUACAAUCUGGCCCAGAUGCACGCCACCGGUACCGGCGUCAUGCGCUCGUGUCACACGGCGGUGGAGCUCUUCAAGAACGUGUGCGAGCGUGGCCGCUGGUCCGACCGCCUGCUGUCGGCGUACAGCAGCUUCAAGGAGGGCGACAGCGACGCGGCGCUGGUCCAGUACUUGCUGCUGGCCGAGCAGGGCUAUGAGGUGGCACAGAGCAACGUGGCCUUCAUCCUGGACCAGAGGGGUGCAAAGAUAUUCAACGAGAACGAGACCUAUCCUCGGGCUCUGCUUCACUGGACCAGAGCUGCUGCUCAAGGUUACACCGUGGCCAGGAUAAAACUGGGGGACUACCACUUCUAUGGUUUCGGCACCGACGUGGACUACGAGACGGCCGUCAUCCACUACAGGCUGGCAUCAGAGCAGCAGAACAGCGCCCAGGCCAUGUUCAACCUGGGCUACAUGCACGAGAAGGGCCUGGGUAUCAAAAAGGACAUCCACCUGGCCAAGCGCUUCUACGACUUGGCAGCAGAAGCCAGUCCUGAUGCACAGGUGCCAGUUUUCUUGGCUCUGUGCAAGCUGGGCCUGAUCUACACGCUGCAGUACCUGCAAGACCUUAAUCUGCGUGAGCUCGUCUCUCAGGUGGACCUGGACCAGCUUUUGGGCCCCGAGUGGGACCUCUACCUCAUGACGGUCAUCGCCCUCCUGCUGGGCACGGUCAUCGCCUACCGACAGCGUCAGCACCAGAUCAUCAUGCCCCCUCGGCCCCAGGCCCCGCCUCCUCCUCCCAGACCCCCACAAGAGCCGCCCCAAGCCGAGGAGGCAGCAGGCCGUCCCGAGGAAGAGGAACAGCAGUGAGAAGAAGCCCCGAAGUUGAGUAAAACCUGGACAGACGCUCCCCCUGGAGAAGCUUGUGCUUGCCUGCUCCAAAAGACCCAAAAUGGCCGCUGACGUGUUCAGUGUUGCCAGUGUGUGGGGCCCCCAAACAUAGAUUUGGGACUGACUCGGGAUGCGGCAUCCCGCGUUUUCACCUCGGAGACACCCCUGAGCUUUUUGACGGAUGGAUGAAAGACGCUUUGGACUCAUCAGCAACUUUUCACGUGCAAUUUAUUUUCUCAUUCCUGCUUCCUUUUGAGGUUUUUGCUGCAUCUUGGGGGGGAAAUUAUUUCUUUUCAAUCUUACCAUGGAAAAAAAAUGUUUGCAUGUUUUUUCUUUGCAGAUGUUGAUUUUAGACAUGUUGGGUUCCGUGUUUAAACUUUAAUUUAUAGAAAAGCUGGACUGGAUCUUCCAGCUUCUUUUUUUGAUGGAUAAUUUCACUUAAUUUCACACGGAAGAAUGUCGAUGAAUGUUUGGAAAUGUCUUUUUGUUUCCACAACUUGAUCUGUUUAGAGUUUCUGCCCCCUUCCUGCACACGUUCAGUCAUUCAGUAUGACCCUGACAUCCAAUCUGGGGGGGUACAAGUCAACCAAAACAACAUCAUGUCACUUUUAGUUACCCUGCAUGAAAACAUCACAUCCGCACAUCAAAAUCAAACACUGGUCAUUUUAACACAUUAUUAUAA
This is a messenger RNA of Doryrhamphus excisus (bluestripe pipefish), 3540 nucleotides long. RefSeq names its product SEL1L adaptor subunit of SYVN1 ubiquitin ligase (gene sel1l). The record is from RefSeq and is a predicted model, not a curated record. Gene Ontology annotation, biological process: ERAD pathway. Gene Ontology annotation, cellular component: endoplasmic reticulum membrane. Gene Ontology annotation, molecular function: protein binding. Lineage: Eukaryota; Metazoa; Chordata; Actinopteri; Syngnathiformes; Syngnathidae.